Fraxinus pennsylvanica is the source of this 1305-nucleotide messenger RNA. NCBI's taxonomy places the organism in Eukaryota, Viridiplantae, Streptophyta, Magnoliopsida, Lamiales, Oleaceae. The record is from the annotation of a GenBank genome assembly.
AUGGCUUUAGCAGUUUCAAGUAAAAUAUAUUUUGUCCUGCUGUCGUUUUUGUUUUCGUUCUCAGCCACUGCCCAGCCUUACACGAAUGUUACUUCAGGUUCAUUAAUAACUGCAAACAAUGCAAAUUCCACCUGGGAAUCACCAUCUGGAGAGUUUGCUUUUGGUUUCCAGCAGAUUGUUCCAGGAGCUUACUUAUUGGCCAUCUGGUUCAACAAAAUACCUGAAAGAACCAUUGUUUGGUCUGCCAAUCGUGAUAACCUCGUCGGAGAAGGAUCGAAAAUUCAAUUGUUUGAAGAUGAAAGGUUUGAACUGAGUGAUCCUAAAGGCCAGCAGAUAUGGGCUGCUACUUUGUCUGGUGUUGGUGUGGCCUAUGGAGCCAUGCUUGACACUGGUAAUUUUGUGUUAGUAAAGAACAACUCAGUUGUUUUGUGGCAGAGUUUUGAUGAGCCAACUGACACAUUAUUACCAACACAGACAUUGAAUCAAGAUGGCAGACUAGUUUCCAGCUUCUCUAAAACAAACUAUUCGAGAGGAAGAUUCCUCUUCACAUUACAAAGUGAUGGAAAUCUUGUGUCUUACACCAGAAAUUUCCCCAUGGAUGAAAUGAAUUUUGCGUAUUGGGCAACGCAAACUACGGGCAGUGGUUUCAAGGUGGUCUUCAACCAGGCUGGUUACAUCUUUCUAGUAGCAAAAAAUGGAAGUGUACUCAAUGUUUUGUCUUCAAAUGCAGACUCGACUAGUCAAUUUUACCAGAGGGCAAUACUAGAAUAUGAUGGUGUUCUCAGGCACUAUGUCUACCCUAAGUCUGCCAAUUCAGCAGGUGCAAGAGUGAUGGCAUGGUCUACCAUGAAUUUCAUACCUUCGAAUAUAUGCAUGCGCAUAGUAGAAAGAACAGGCAGCGGGGCCUGUGGUUUUAAUAGUUUCUGCUCAAUGGGAACUGAUCAAAUACCAAAGUGCGAGUGCCCUAUUGGUUACUCUUUCAUAGAUCCAAAUGACAGAAUGAGCGGAUGCUAUCCAAAUUUCGCUCCACAAAAUUGCGAUGAAGAGGCACGUGAAACUGAACUUUUUAGUAUCACUGACAUGCCCAACACCGAUUGGCCUCUCUCUGAUUACGCGCAUUUUCAGCAAGUAACAGAAGAUUGGUGUCGACAGGUUUGCCUCAACGAUUGUUUUUGUGCUGCUGUGAUAUAUAGAGACGGUAAUUGUUGGAAGAAGAAAUAUCCUCUCUCCAAUGGGAUAGUUGAUUCUAGUGUAGAGGGGAAAGCUAUGAUAAAAAUAAGGAAUAACAACGGAACCACAUAUUAG